GGAAAAUAAAUAGAAAUUUUCUGUUACAUAACAAAUCAAGAAAUAUGAUUGGUUAAUAAAUCGGCGCGCUCUGUUAUGGUUGGAUCCAUGUCAUCCCAUCUCCUUCACCACCUUCUUCACCUUAUCUCUCCCCUCUUAAAUUAUUCUGUUUCUUUAAAGCUACAAAUCUCACGACCUCUAGCCUAACCAUAUUCACAAGUAGAGAGAGAGAGAAAAUAAAGCGAAAAAGAUCCAAAUAGCUUUAUUUCUUUCUCUCUUUCAUUUCUGCAAAAAUAUUAGGAAGAUUAAAGAACUCUCUCUGUAUUCAUCUUCUUCGAUAAAAACAAGCCCGUGUGUGGGGUCUGUUUUUUUCUUCAUUCCUAGCCUUGCGAUUCCGAUAAAACCAUCGGAUUCAAUCCCAAUCCAAAUCCACUUGUUAUUUCACCUUAAUAUAUAGAUUGCUAGAGAGAGAAAGAGUUACCUACCUUUUACCAUCUCUAUAUCUCUUUCUCUCUCUAUAUCAGCUUUGUCUCCUCCUGUUCUCAUGGAAGCCUCAUCCAAUGAUCGCCUUCAUUUCGGCGUAAUGGGUUUCGGGUGCGACCAUUACAAGAGGAGAUGCCAAAUCAGAGCUCCUUGUUGCAACGAAGUCUUCCCUUGUCGCCAUUGUCACAACGAGAGCACUAGCACAUUGCGCAAUAUCUAUGACCGUCACGAUCUUGUUCGUCAAGAUGUUAAACAAGUGAUUUGCUCUGUUUGCGAUACAGAGCAGCCGGUAGCUCAAGUUUGCACCAAUUGUGGUGUCAACAUGGGUGAAUACUUCUGCGAUAUUUGCAAGUUCUAUGAUGAUAAUACUGAAAAAGAACAGUUCCAUUGUGAUGACUGUGGAAUUUGUAGAGUUGGUGGGCGUGAGAACUUCUUCCAUUGCAAGAAGUGUGGAUCUUGUUAUGCGAUUGGCCUACGCAACAACCAUCGCUGCGUUGAGGAUUCAAUGCGACAUCACUGUCCCAUUUGUUACGAGUAUCUCUUUGACUCCCUUAAAGAAACAACAGUGAUGAAAUGUGGACACACUAUGCACUGUGAAUGCUAUCAUGAGAUGCUCAAGCGUGACAAAUUUUGUUGUCCAAUUUGCUCAAGGUCAGUGAUUGAUAUGUCAAAAACAUGGCAGAGAAUGGAUGAAGAGAUCGAAGCCACUUCUAUGCCUUCAGAUUACCGUGACAAGAAGGUUUGGAUACUGUGCAACGACUGUAACGACACAACAGAAGUGAACUUCCAUAUAAUAGGGCAGAAAUGUGGACAUUGUAGAUCUUACAACACCAGAGCCGUCGCACCUCCUGCUCUUCCUCAAUGAUAAAAACAAACAAACAUCUUUCACUUAUUGCCACCAGAACGCAAACAAGAACUUCUUGUUGCACUGUGAUAUGAUUACAUAUCACCAAAGCAAAACUCACAUUUGUCUUCUUCAUGAUUCGAUUUGUUGUUGUUUUUAUUACCAUUUAUGAAGCCAGGAUAAUGUAUAAUACAUACUCUAUAUAUUCUUGAUCCAGGAAAAUUACCUGUGAUAAUAUAUGUUUCAAAAUAGUUGUUUGUUCCAAGAAUCUCUCAAAUUCACAGUUUUUCAAUAUCAUUGUAAUCUCAUCAGUUACAACACUUGACACAACUCAAACUCAUUACCACUAGAAAAACUGUUCACCAAGCUCUUGACCAGCCAUCCCUUCCCUAACAACUUUCUCAAAAAAAUCCUCAAGCGUAUCCUUCCCAUAACUCGGAGUCAUCUCCUCACUAUACUCCCCAGUCUCCGGAUCAAGAAUCAACAUACUCUCCGCAGCAUAAUACCUCCCAAUCUUCCCAAACUCAGCAGCUUCCUUAACACCAGGCACCACCUUAGCAACACCAUCAAGCACCCCAAUCACAAAGUCCAUAACCUCAAAAGGCACCUUCAAAAACUUAGGCUCUCUCCCAAGCACCCUAAACAAAAUCUCCCCUUGCUCCAACGGCGUCAACGCCUUCCCUGGCCCACCAAUAGGUAAAACCUGAUUCAUCUUGUCCUCUUCCAAGACACAGUCCGCUAUAAACGAAGCUAAAUCCUCCUCACUUAUCGGUUUACAAGCGCAAAGCUUACCGUCUCCGAACAUAACAUAAGGCUUCCCUUCUUUGACAAUCUCCACUUGUCCACCUAAGCUUUUAAAAAAAGCCGUUGGUCUAACGAUACUGUACGUAAAAGUUGAGUCUUUUUGGUUCAUAAGCUCUGCUUCGAACUUGAGUUUCGCGCGCUGAAACUCCAAAAGAGGCUUUUGGACACAGAUUGCUGAGAGGAGAACGAAGUGUUUGGCUCCGAAGUUUUGACCAGCGACGAGACUGUUCUUUGUCGCUUCGUAAUCGAUUUUCCACGAGUCUUUUAUCCCUCCGUUACGGCUAGCGAGACAGGAGACAACGACAUCGAUACUUAGGUUUAGGUUCUGUAAAGAUUCUUGGAGAGAGGUUAUAUCAGUAACGUCUGAGAAACAUACGUUGGCGCCUUUUAACUGUUUUAAAGUCUCUUCUUUGUUGUUUUUGCCUCUGACGCCACUCUUCUCUCUUGCGACAGCGAUCACGUUGAAGCCUCGAGAGACGAGCUCUUUGACUACGAAUCUGCCUAUGUACCCCGUGGAGCCGACGACUAGGAUGUUUAUUUCGUUAGCGGGUUUGUUCCUGAAGGUGGGAGAGGAUGAUGUGUUGAUCUCUGAGGUUUCGAGAGAUGAGAUUGGUUUGAGUUUUGGUCUUGUGAGGGUGAGAUUCGUUGAGGGUUUUUGGGUUUGGAGAGGGAAGGAGUUUGGUUGGUGAGAUCUUGAAAGGAGUUUGGAAUCUUUGAGGAAGGUUUUGGGUUUUGGUGUGUAGGAAGCGAAGACGUUGAAGGGAGAGGAAGAAAGUGACAUCCUUUAUGUAUAAUGCUGCUUUGGUGAGAAAGUGGGAGGAAGUGUAGGAAGGUUAUUUCAGAGAGACGAUGUGAGAGCCAUUGAUUUGUAUUUCUC
Molecule: messenger RNA, 2987 nt
Organism: Eruca vesicaria subsp. sativa (arugula)
Lineage: Eukaryota; Viridiplantae; Streptophyta; Magnoliopsida; Brassicales; Brassicaceae
Source: the annotation of a GenBank genome assembly